This is a messenger RNA of Staurois parvus, 354 nucleotides long. NCBI's taxonomy places the organism in Eukaryota, Metazoa, Chordata, Amphibia, Anura, Ranidae. The record is from the annotation of a GenBank genome assembly.
CAUGCUGCUGCCAGGUCCAGAGUCUCUCAUGGGUCCCUGUACGGCCUCCCAUUGCUGCUGUCCUCCAUCGCCACACUCUGCCAUGUGCCACUUUCAGGUCUCCUCACACACUGCUGGUGUGUGUUCCAAUUUUUUGUCAUAGGUGCUGGCAGAUUACGGGCCUCCCAUAGCUGCUGCCAGGCCUGUAAUCUGCCAUGGGCCCCCUGUACCCGCCUCCUCAUGCUGCUGCCAGGUCCAGAGUCUCUCAUGGGUCCCUGUACGGCCUCCCAUUGCUGCUGUCUCCAUCGCCACACUCUGCCAUGUGCCACUUUCAGGUCUCCUCACACACUGCUGGUGUGUUUCCAUUUUUUUGUC